Messenger RNA from Phlebotomus papatasi, 1612 nucleotides. Its product is annotated as palmitoyltransferase ZDHHC20-A. Gene Ontology annotation, cellular component: Golgi apparatus; endoplasmic reticulum. The record is from RefSeq and is a predicted model, not a curated record. The transcript has 7 exons. Lineage: Eukaryota; Metazoa; Arthropoda; Insecta; Diptera; Psychodidae. Gene Ontology annotation, molecular function: protein-cysteine S-palmitoyltransferase activity. Gene Ontology annotation, biological process: protein targeting to membrane; synaptic vesicle maturation; peptidyl-L-cysteine S-palmitoylation. Bases 83 to 1189 code for a protein of 368 amino acids.
UCCAGUGCAGAUAAAUAUGGCAAAAUUGGAUUUUCUCUGAUUUUGAAUAGCCUUUUAUCGUGUUUCCUUCGCAAUUUUAACCAUGUCCCUCACUGGAAACUACGACCAGAAGAACCAACCCACCUGCCACUGCUGCUUCCGCCUGCUGAGGUGGAUCCCAGUGGCAUUUAUCGUGGCUGUAAUCUCCUGGUCAUACUUUGCCUAUGUUGUCCAAUUGUGUUUCUUCAGCGUGACAUCGAUCCCGGAGAGGGUGAUCCUGCUGAUUCUCUUCCACCUGUUCUUCACGAUGUUCCUCUGGUCCUACUACCAGACCAUCUUCACGGCCAUUGGAACAGUUCCGCCAAAGUUCCGCAUCCCGCCCAGCGAAGUGGAGAAGCUGAACCGGGCGGAGAGUGAAGAGGCUCAGAAGAGGAUCCUCGAGGCAUUCGCUAGGGAACUUCCUGUGGUCAACAGGACAAUAACAGGAGCAGUGAGGUACUGCGAGAAGUGUCAGCAUGUGAAGCCCGAUCGAUGUCAUCACUGCAGCGUCUGCGGAGUUUGCGUUCUCAAAAUGGAUCAUCACUGCCCGUGGGUGGGGAAUUGUAUUGGCUUCAGCAACUACAAGUUCUUUAUUCUGUUCCUGGGCUAUGCUUUGGCCUUCUGCCUCUACGUGGCCCUCUCCUCGCUGCCCUACUUCCUACAGUUCUGGCAGGGAGAACUGGAAGGUGGCAUGGGGAGGUUUCACAUUGUAUUCCUCUUUUUUAUCGCCGCGAUGUUCGCCGUGAGUCUGGUGAGUCUUUUUGUCUACCACAUCUAUCUGGUAACACUCAAUCGGACCACCCUGGAGGCCUUCAGGGCGCCAAUCUUCCGGGGAACUGGCCCGGACAAGAAUGGUUUCAGCCUGGGACGAUACAGCAACUUCCAAGAGGUGUUUGGGGAUCAGAAAGUUCUCUGGUUUCUGCCCAUUUUCACCAGUUUUGGCGACGGAUUGGAGUAUCCAAUUCAAGCUCAGCAUCAACGAACGCAUCCAUCCACUUCGUAUGCAUCCAUGGGGGAGACAUCAGCAAGUGUUGGGGAUGGUGUUUCUUAUCCAAUUCGCUGCAUGGAGGAUGAAGAGGAUACUGAGUCACUUUUGGGAGCCGAUAGUCGGCAAGAAUUUGAAAUUUUCUCACGGACUGAUCACUUAAUUGCCGCUGAUGACAUUCACUGAGCUUCAAAUUUUAUUCCUCCAAGAAGCUUUUCCUGCUUCAAUUCUUCCUCAAAACAAACAAAAAAUUCCACUCCGACACUGAGAUUCAGCAGAGAUUUAAUUUUUAGAAGCGAAUAAGAACGAUUUGUACAUAAAAAGGUUGUAGGAGAGAGAAAAAAAUCAAAUGUAUAUUUUGUGUGAUUCAGCGUUGAGCCAAAAAACAAAAAUGAUCAAGAAGUUGGGAGAGAGGAUGAUAAAAAGACAAUUUUUAUCAAUUUGAAUGAUGAGGUAUUUUCAAAGAGAGUGCGUGAACAAAAUGUCUCAAAAGAUUGCUUUACAAAAAAAAAAUUAAUGUAGCAUUUAAGGAUUAACAUUCCAAUUGAAAAUUUUCAUUUAUUCACUGAAAUAAUUCUUUUUCCGAAAUAAAGAAAAAGGUACAAGAAA